Messenger RNA from Carya illinoinensis, 792 nucleotides. RefSeq names its product transmembrane protein 205-like. The coding region runs from base 1 to 792 and encodes 263 amino acids. The transcript has 2 exons. NCBI's taxonomy places the organism in Eukaryota, Viridiplantae, Streptophyta, Magnoliopsida, Fagales, Juglandaceae. The record is from RefSeq and is a predicted model, not a curated record.
AUGGCUAAAGAAGAAGUGGUGGAGAAAGCCAAAGAAGCCAAAGAGACCGCGGACAAGUUAAAGAAAGAGACUAAGAAGGAAUUGAGAGGGUUAGUUGGGCGAGGAAGAGAUGUUGGGCGUGGUGCUUUGAGGUACGCUAAGUCCACGGAGGCAAGAAGGUCUGUGAUGUUUGUUUUCAACUUGCUGGGGUUAGCCACAGCCUAUGGGAUGUGCGUGUGGAUUACGUUCAUUUCGAGCUAUAUACUAGCCGGCGCCAUGCCGAAGCAACAGUUUGGGAUGAUGCAAAGCAAGAUAUAUCCUAUGUAUUUCAGCGCCAUGGCGGCUAGCAUUGGUGCUGCUUUGGUGGGGUUCAUGUUGGGAAAUACCAAGAGUUUGUUCUUGAGCAAAGCUGAAAUGUUUCAGGGAUAUUUCUUGCUGGCCUCACUUUUGAUGGUUUUCGCCAAUUUGCUUUACUUGGAGAUGCGAGCCACUAAGGUCAUGUUUGAGAGGAUGAAGAUGGAGAAGGAAGAAGGAAGAGUAACAGAGGAAUUAAUUGCUGAACCCAGCCGGCCCUCCCAGCUGCAACAAGAUGCCAACCCUGCAGUUUCAACUACAACUAGUGCUUCUGCUGUUCCGGCAGCAGCCUCACCAGAAGGAGCGAAGCUGGAAGUAAUCAGGAUUCAGAUUGUUAGACUAAAUGGCAGGCUUAAGAAGCUAAACACCUACUCGUCUUUCCUCAACAUCCUGACCUUAAUGGCUCUCGGUUGGCAUCUUGUUUACCUAAGUCAGCGCCUUCACUUGUCCUCCUGCUGA